AUGCGCUUCACUCCCCUCCUCGCGGCUCUCGCCGCGACUUCGGCCAUCAGCUCCUCCGUUGAGCCCCGCGACCCUAGCAAGCUCUUCACCCUCGAGAUUGCGCCUGGCGAGACCGUCAUCGUCACGGAGGAGGAGAAGUGGGAGAUGAUGGACAAACGCGUUCACUUCUUCGACAUCACGGAGUGGUCAGACGUCCCUACUGUCGCCUCUUCCGCCGACUUCAAGCUUCUCGCGGCGCUCCCCUUCCCGACGGAGAUGAACCAGACGUGCCACGUAAACGCCCUGAUCCCUAAGCUUAACAAGGACAACAUGCGUACGCACCUCGAGCGCUUCUCUUCUUUCCACAACCGAUACUACCUUUCCCGAACGGGCGUUGAGUCCGCAGAGUGGCUUUAUGGGCAGAUCAGUGCUGUUGUUGAUGCCUCGGGCCACCCCACAGCCAACGUACGCUACGUUCGCCACGUCGCGUGGUCGCAGCCUAGUAUCAUUGUGACCAUUCCUGGUCGGAACCAAAGAACUGUCGUGGUUGGUGCGCAUCUCGACUCUGUGAUUUCGGGCGACCGUGGCGCCGGUCGUGCGCCUGGUGCUGACGACAACGGCUCCGGAUCUGUCAUGAUUCUCGAGGUACUCCGCGUUUUCCUCUCCGACAAGCGCAUUGCCUCGGGCGACCUCCUCAACACCGUCGAGUUCCACUGGUACGGCGCCGAGGAGGCUGGCCUGCUCGGCAGCCAGGACAUUUUCACGCAGUACCGCACGCUGAACCGCCAGGUUGUUUCCAUGCUGAACCAGGACAUGGUUGGAUACAUCGGCCGCGACGGUGUCGAGCGCUUCGGCGUCGUCACGGACUGGACCGACUCCGACCAGGUCGCGUACAUGAAGCGUGUCAUUGAUGCUUAUACCGAUAUUCCUUACGAGGAGACUGUGUGCGGAUAUGCCUGCUCUGACCACGCCUCUGCGAACCGUAACGGCUUCCCUUCUUCCUUCAUCUUUGAGACGCCGUUUGGAAACCACAACCCGUAUAUUCACACGCCCAACGAUACCCUGGAGCACGUCUCGUUUGACCAUGCCUUACAGCACGCCAAAAUGACGACCGGCUACGUUUACGAGCUGGCUUACUGGCCAUUUGCGUAA
This is a messenger RNA of Colletotrichum spaethianum, 1131 nucleotides long. Its product is annotated as leucine aminopeptidase 1. Gene Ontology annotation, molecular function: metalloexopeptidase activity. The transcript has 4 exons. Lineage: Eukaryota; Fungi; Ascomycota; Sordariomycetes; Glomerellales; Glomerellaceae. Gene Ontology annotation, biological process: proteolysis. The coding region runs from base 1 to 1131 and encodes 376 amino acids. The record is from RefSeq and is a predicted model, not a curated record.